CCAAGAAGCAUACAUCUGUAACCUUUCUCUAACAUUCUAGAGCAAUCGGAUUUCUAGAUCAAUCUCCGAUCGAUCCAAAAUCCCAUUUCCUUUAAUUACUCCAUCAUGUUGCUCUGCUGUUCUCGCCUCAACGAUUCUCAAGUAAUCUUGCAACAAUGGUCGUCAGUUGCUCCAUUCCAGCGAUCACCCACUCAGUUUCUUCAUUGUCAGGCACACAACACAAGAAAACUAAUAACCCACGAGUCAUAAUCAAUUCGCUUCUCAAACACCCUUCUCAUCACAAACCCCAUCGUAGUUUUACUCUCUACAACCCCAAAAGACUCAAGAUUUCAGUCAAAGCCGAGAGGGAAACCGAAGAAUCAACUGUAACUGUAGCUUCGGUUGAACGCGAAAACGAAAAUGGUGAAACCCAUUUGGGAUCUAAACCCAGCGAAGAAAAUGGAGCUGAAAGUGAAGGGAAUGAGGAUCAGCAAGAAUUGGAUUGGAAGACUGAUGAAGAUUUCAAGAAAUUCAUGGGUAAUCCUUCGAUUGAAGCUGCUAUUAAGCUCGAAAAGAAAAGAACAGAUAGGAAGCUAAAAGAACUCGACAGAGAAAGAACCAGCGAUAAUCUACUUGUGGGUUUGUUCAAUCAAGUGCUUCGUGAUAAUUUAUCUAGAGAGAAACAGAGGCUCGAGAAAGCAGAAGAGAGUUUCAAAGCUCUUGAUCUCAACAAGCUAAAAAACUGUUUUGGGUUCACUACAUUUUUCGCAACCGAUGCUAGGAGAUUUGGCGAUGGGGGGAUUUUUAUCGGAAACUUGAGGAGACCCAUUGAAGAAGUAAUCCCGACAUUAGAACAGAAACUCUCGGAAGCAGCAGGAAGGGAAGUCGUUUUGUGGUUCAUGGAGGAAAAGUCUGAUGACAUUACAAAACAGGUGUGUGUUGUUCAACCGAAAUCAGAGAUCGAUCUUCAAUUCGAAUUGACCAAAUUAAGCACUCCAUCUGGCUACAUCAGUGCAAUAGCUUUAGCAGUGACCACUUUCGGGACGAUUGCUUUAAUGAGCGGCUUCUUCCUUAAACCCAAUGCAACUUUCAACGACUAUUUAGCAGACGUUGUGCCACUUUUCACCGGUUUCCUAACAAUUCUAGGCGUUUCAGAGAUUGCGACUAGGAUUACAGCAGCACGAUAUGGUGUGAAACUUAGUCCAUCGUUUCUUGUGCCCUCUAAUUGGACAGGGUGUUUGGGGGUUAUGAAUAAUUACGAAUCUCUUCUUCCUAAUAAAAAGGCUUUGUUUGAUAUUCCUGUGGCUAGAACAGCUAGUGCUUAUUUGACGUCACUAGCACUUGCAGUAGCUGCUUUUGUCGCUGAUGGAAGCUUUAAUGGAGGAGAUAAUGCCCUGUACAUAAGACCUCAAUUCUUUUACAAUAAUCCGUUGCUUUCUUUUAUCCAAUUUGUAAUCGGUCCAUACACAGACGAUUUAGGCAAUGUGUUGCCUUAUGCUGUGGAAGGUGUUGGGGUUCCUGUCGAUCCUCUUGCCUUUGCAGGGCUUUUAGGAAUGGUGGUGACUACAUUGAACUUGUUACCGAUUGGAAGACUUGAAGGAGGUCGAAUAGCUCAAGCCAUGUUUGGUCGGAGCAAGGCGGCACUAUUAUCAUUUGCCGCCUCAUUCCUUUUAGUCAUCGGCGGUUUUAGCGGUAGUGUCCUUUGUCUAGCUUGGGGGCUAUUUUCGACUUUUUUUAGAGGUGGUGAAGAAAUACCUGCAAAAGACGAAAUUACCCCUCUAGGGGAUGAUAGGUAUGCUUGGGGGUUUGUUCUUGGGCUCAUAUGCUUGCUUACACUUUUCCCGAAUGGUGGAGGGACGUUCUCUAGCACGUUUCUUAAUGGCCCGUAUUUUAGGGGCGAUUUGUGAAUCUAGUAGUGUAUGUUGUUGGUUGGUAUAUUUUUUGUUGUAAAGUUUCAUGUCUUUUUUGUUCUACAGGGACUUAUGUUUUAUCAUUGUAAUAC
Lactuca virosa is the source of this 1981-nucleotide messenger RNA. The record is from the annotation of a GenBank genome assembly. Lineage: Eukaryota; Viridiplantae; Streptophyta; Magnoliopsida; Asterales; Asteraceae.